Messenger RNA from Hymenoscyphus albidus, 2999 nucleotides. Lineage: Eukaryota; Fungi; Ascomycota; Leotiomycetes; Helotiales; Helotiaceae. The record is from the annotation of a GenBank genome assembly.
GCCUCACAAGGAACAUCCCAUUCGACUACCUCUGUAGCUCGCUCGAGACGACAACGACACCCUUCUGGAAGCUUGGGACAUUUUCUGGAUCGCACGAUCAGACCAGCCCAUACUGAAAGGAACUUUGCUAUUGUGAACAACGAUAACGGAGAACGGGUAUCGGUACUUGGGAAGACGAAGGGAUCACUGUAGGGAAGAGGAAGCAUAUUGCCCCGAGGGAUCUACCGAAGGAGAGGGGGGAAGGAAAGCAAAGGACAGAUGCAAUGAUGCGGAAUAAGACCUCGUCUUCGUUGCAGAAGACAUAUGAUGAGUGUUAUCUACACUGCUCUACUGCUGUAUUCUUUGAAGGGAAGGUAAGGCCCCUCUGCCUUCUCUCUCCCCCGCCGUCCUCAAUUCCUUCCAUUCCCUCUCUUUCUCCACACACGCACAUGGAUCCAAACUCGUGCUAACUCCUAUAUCUACAGGGUAACGAACAAGAAGCCCUCCGAUCAUGGCGCGAAGGUCUAGACAAGAUAUACUACCACAAUGCCUACCGCGUCCCCGCUGGCUAUGUCCCUAAAUCCGAAACGGAAAAAGCGUUGAAGGAUAGCCUGGGGAGGAUGGAGAUACAGUGUAAAGAGAGGGUUGAUUUACUGGUUGCUCUCAAGGCUUCAAGAGAAGAGGCAGCUGGUGGGAAGGAGGAAGGGUCUGGUGUGAAGAUUACAAAGUCUGCGAAACCGACUCCUAGACCGUCGGAGGAGAGGCAGAGGGGUGAUGGAUUUAUCGGCGAUGGGACCAUUCCUGCGGAGAGCUAUGAGGGGAUAUCCAGACCGUCUACGCUUCCUCAACGACCGGCUUUGGUGGGCAAGAAUAGUGCUGAGAUGGCAGUGGUUGGGAAGGGGACUGGGUAUGGGGAGGGGAGAGAUAGGAUGUCGAGUGCGCCUGUGGCCUCUUCGAGUAGCGGUACUCAUCUUGCACCGAAGCCUAUGAAGAAAUCCUCGAGGAGUCCGAGUCCGGAAAAGAGACAUAUGUUACAUACCUUGAGAUCAUCAGAUAGGAUGGGAAGGAAACCAGUUCCCAAGCCACCCAGGAAUAAGGAUAAUCCGGUUACGAACAAGGCUGCUUCUUUGGCGUGGCAGUCGUUGGGGAGAAGGGAUCGACUGGGACGUAGUUUGGAUGCGGAACAGAGUGGUAGUUCUAAUUCGCUGGUGGAUUCGAGAAAGGAGAGCAUUUCGGAUCCUACGACGGGGCGACCUGGGUCGGGGAGUAAUGUGAGGUAUGACAGCAAAACGAGAACUUUGGUUCCUGAUAGGGAUGCGAAGAAUAUAAGUCCGACGGAAUCAGUUUCUGGAAAGAGGACAGGUCAUGAUUCUUCUCUUCGGCCGAGUGGAUAUCCGUUUCCACCAACAGCUUCAAGUCCAGCUUCUGCAUCGGCUAGAAAUACUUCUGGUUUUCAGGAAUUCCCGGAUUUUGAUUCUACGUCUCCUCUCGUUCCAGAUCCUUCACGCCAAAGAUUUUCACCUCCGCCACCUCAUAUAAACUCACCUGCAAAGCUUGAACCUUUGAAUUACCCCACUUACUUAAAGGAGUACCCUGAGACAUCAGCAAAGAAGAUCAAAGCAGCUCAAAAUGAAAUGCCAUCAAGGAGGAAACCGAAAGAAGCUCAAGAUGGCAAGAAGAAGCUUCCAAUAAAAGUCACAACCUCUUCAAGACAUCGAGACCGACAUCAGGAAAGAGAUGAAGCGAGACGACAGAAGAGAAGAUCAGCGCCGAAACCUGUUGAUGAGGAUGCAUCUUCUCAAAGCGUCGAUGAUAACACUGCUAGUAGCGAUAAUCAACCCCCUUCUAAUCGGAAGCUAAAGGCAAAAGAUGCACAAAAAGCUGCCCCUAUAGCAGCUGAUCUCAACACCCCAAGCUCCGACACCGAAUCCGAAACAGAAAAAGAUCAAGACCCCGUUAAAACCGCAUGGGACCUCAAAGUAGCAUCUCUUAUGAAGAACCUCCCCAAAGGCGUGGAUGAAAAAGCAGCCUCACAGAUCUUCAACGAGAUAGUUGUGCAUGGUGAUGAAGUCCACUGGGAUGACGUCGCGGGACUUGACAUAGCCAAGAACGCUCUGAAAGAAGCUGUCGUGUACCCAUUCUUACGUCCAGAUCUAUUCAUGGGCUUACGCGAGCCCGCAAGAGGAAUGCUUCUUUUUGGUCCUCCUGGUACGGGCAAGACAAUGUUAGCGAGAGCUGUAGCCACCGAGAGUCGCUCGACGUUCUUCUCCAUUUCCUCGAGCUCUCUCAUCUCGAAAUGGCUGGGUGAAAGCGAGAAACUUGUUCGGGCUCUCUUUGCGCUUGCGAAGGCACUAGCACCCAGUAUCAUCUUCGUGGAUGAAAUUGAUUCACUUCUCUCCUCUAGAGGGGAAGGGGAACAUGAAUCCACACGCAGGAUCAAAACAGAGUUCUUGAUUCAGUGGAGUGAUUUGCAAAGAGCGGCGGCGGGGAGAGAACAGAGUGAGAAAGAAAAGAGGGAGGGGGAUGCGAGUAGGGUGUUGGUUUUGGCGGCUACGAAUCUGCCGUGGGCUAUUGAUGAGGCAGCCCGACGACGGUUUGUUCGAAGACAGUAUAUUCCGCUACCGGAGGGAGGGACUAGAGGGAUACAGUUAAGGACCUUGUUGGGGCAUCAGAAACACAGUCUCGAAGAGGCCGACAUUGAGAAAUUAAUUUCCCUCACAAAUGGUACGUUUCUCUUCCUCUCUCCCCAAUCCCUCUACCUGAUCUCCUCUGCUUACUAAACACUUCCCCUAUAAUUAGGCUUCUCCGGCUCCGACAUCACCGCCCUCGCCAAAGACGCGGCCAUGGGUCCUCUACGCAGCUUGGGCGAGAAACUCCUGCAGAUGAGUAUGGAGGAGAUCCGACCCAUUGAGUUACGAGACUUUGAGGCGAGUUUGGGGAAUAUACGGGCCUCUGUUUCGAAAGAGGGGUUGAAACUUUUUGAGGAGUGGGCGAGGGAGUUUGGGGAGAGGGGGGGUUAG